AUGGAUCUUUAUUAUAUGGCCAUUGCUGCGGAGGAAAUGUUUCUAUGUCGCUUCGCUCUCAUCCUGUCUUUCUGCAGAGUUAACAGCAUUGCAACAAACAUGGCGAAACUCCUCAUCUUAUUGACGCUCAUCUCGACUGUCAUUGCUGGUUCCAGUGAUGCUUUUAACUUGGCCGGCGAGCAACUGACUCGCAUCGCAUCACUGGCGAAUAACCUGACGGAUGCCAUCAACUACUGGGACGGCACCAACCUGCAAACGGCGCUAAGCAACAUUCAUGUGCCUUCAGGCAGCCUUGUGGAGUUUAUAGGCAAUUCCUCCGACCUCCUUGGGCAACAGCACGCAACUUUUGACACCACUCAGUCCUUCAAGAUUGGAACUCCUGCCCAGAAGCUCGCCUACGCGGUCAAUGCAUCCAUUGCCACUCUGAUACGUCGGAAGGGUGACUUCGACGCCUCGAAACUCGGUCUGAUCGUCAUCGGAGAUCUCCAAAGCCUUCUUGCUGCGUCAGAAAACUUUUCCCAAAUUUUGACAAAGCUCGUACCGGAAACACUACAGCCGGUAGCCGUGAAUCUAGCAGCGCAAAACAUCGACUCGCUGCAGCAGGGAUUAGACUGCUUCAACGGUACGGCUUCCGCCUGCAUCGGAACAAUCGUGGACCCGAAUCGGACCAUGGAACUAGCUAUUCGCUAUAACGCCAUGAAGCCAGAUGGCUCCCCGUUUGUGUCGGAGUGA
Molecule: messenger RNA, 732 nt
Organism: Akanthomyces muscarius
Lineage: Eukaryota; Fungi; Ascomycota; Sordariomycetes; Hypocreales; Cordycipitaceae
Exons: 1
Coding region: 1-732 (243 amino acids)
Cellular component (GO): extracellular region
Source: RefSeq, a predicted model, not a curated record